Diospyros lotus (date-plum) is the source of this 1942-nucleotide messenger RNA. Its product is annotated as beta-hexosaminidase 2. Gene Ontology annotation, cellular component: membrane. The record is from RefSeq and is a predicted model, not a curated record. The transcript is spliced from 2 exons. NCBI's taxonomy places the organism in Eukaryota, Viridiplantae, Streptophyta, Magnoliopsida, Ericales, Ebenaceae. The coding region runs from base 77 to 1798 and encodes 573 amino acids. Gene Ontology annotation, molecular function: beta-N-acetylhexosaminidase activity. Gene Ontology annotation, biological process: carbohydrate metabolic process; glycosaminoglycan metabolic process.
AAGAGAUGGAAGCAAGCUUAUAAAGAGGUUACAGUAGCUCCAAUAAGCCCUCAGCCUCACCCAGCAAUCCACGGCCAUGGCCUCCACUUCCAUAUUUUUUCUCUCUCUCUUCCUUCUCUGUCCACUGUUCGUUUCCUCGGCCACCCACUCCCCAGUCAACGUCUGGCCCAAACCAACUUCCUUCUCCUGGCCUCUCCCCCACGCCAUCCUCCUCUCCCCCAAUUUCACCGUCUCGCACCCCGCCCACCGCUACCUCUCCGCCGCCGUGGGGCGCUACCGCCUCCAGGUCCUGACGGAGCACCACCGCCCCCUGGUGGCACCCGCCGUCAACCUCACCGCAUGCCCGUCGCUGAAGAGCCUGAUCAUAGUCAUCAACGAUGUCGCCGCGCCGCUCCACAACGGCGUCAACGAGUCCUACACGCUCGCGAUUCCAGCCGGGGGUUCCGGAUCCUCCGCCGCCACUCUCGCUGCGGAGACGGCGUGGGGCGCCAUGAGAGGGCUCGAGACUUUCUCGCAGCUGGCGUGGGGCGACCCGACCCGGAUCGCGGCCGGGGUGUUCGUUGCGGACGCGCCGAUGUUCCCGCACAGGGGAGUGAUGCUGGACACGUCGAGGAAUUACUAUGGAGUGGGCGAUAUUGAGAGGACGAUUGGGGCGAUGAGUGGGAACAAGCUGAAUGUGUUCCACUGGCACAUCACGGACUCGCAUUCGUUCCCUCUGGUGAUGCCGUCGGAGCCGGAUUUGGCGGCGAAGGGGUCGUACGGCGCGGAAAUGCAGUACUCGCCGGAGGAUGUGAAGAGGAUUGUGGAGUUCGGGUUGGAACACGGGGUUCGGGUUUUGCCCGAGAUCGAUAUGCCAGGACAUACAGGAUCAUGGGCUGAAGCCUACCCAGAGAUUGUGGCAUGUGCAAAUAUGUUUUGGUGGCCUGCUGGAUCCCAGUGGUCUGACCGGCUUGCAUCUGAACCAGGAACUGGUCAUCUCAACCCCUUAAACCCCAAAACCUAUGAAGUCGUAAAAAAUGUCAUUCGUGAUGUUUCAACCAUGUUCCCGGAACCAUUCUACCAUUCAGGGGCCGAUGAGAUCAUUCCAGGUUGCUGGAAAGCUGAUCCAUCCAUUCAAACUUUCCUAGCAGACAAUGGAACCCUCAGUCAACUUCUUGAAAUGUUUGUUAACUCUACCUUACCUUAUAUUGUUUCCCUAAAUCGCACAGUGGUCUACUGGGAAGAUGUUUUAUUGGAUUCCGAAAUUAAUGUGAAUCCCUCCAUUCUUCCUCCUCGUAAUACCAUUCUACAGACCUGGAACAACGGCCCAAAUAACACUAAGAAAAUAGUUUCCUCUGGGUACCGAGCCAUUGUUUCAUCAGCAGACUUCUAUUAUCUGGAUUGUGGACAUGGAGAUUUCGUGGGGAAUAACAGUUUGUAUAAUCAGCCGCCAGGCACUGACCAAGGUGAUGGUGGAUCAUGGUGUGGGCCUUUUAAGACAUGGCAGACCAUAUAUAACUAUGAUAUAACAUAUGGUUUGAGCAAAGAGGAAGCCAGUUUGGUUUUAGGCGGGGAGGUGGCACUGUGGUCUGAGCAAGCUGACCCAACGGUUCUGGAUGCUAGGAUAUGGCCAAGAGCCUCAGCCAUGGCAGAGUCAUUAUGGUCAGGGAACCGCGACGCAACAGGCAUGAAAAGGUAUGCAGAGGCUACAGAUCGUUUAAAUGAGUGGAGGCAUAGGAUGUUUGCGAGGGGAGUUGGAGCUGAACCCAUUCAACCACUUUGGUGUGUGAGAAACCAUGGCAUGUGUAAUUACAGCUAAUUAAUCCAUUUUAGCUAUUUAUUCUUUGUUCCUAUAUAAUUGCUUUCGUAUAUCCUUCAUGAAUUGAAAAAUGAAAGACAUCAAGAGUGGUUGGUUUGUUUCUUGGAUUAUGCUGAAAUAAAAUUAUUAUGUUUUUCAUAUUAC